AUGUAUCGAAAUCGAUUUCUGGGAACUACAGAUUGGAAUACUGUUACAUCGUUGUUAAGUAAUUAUUCGAUACCAAUAAAACUAGCCGAUGGCAUUGUAUUGAAUCGAGUGAAAGAGCAAGAUGAUUUAAUUUUACUUGAAUUGGGUACUUUAUUGAGCAACCACGAAUGCGAUGAAAUUCUGACUAAUAUUAGUAAAGAAAAAUUCGAAAAUAUGUUAUUUAAGUAUGAUGUUCAAAAACGCAAUAAUUCUCGAUUAGUCGUCAUGGAUGAUCAAUUCGCUCAAACACUUUGGCAACGUCUAAAAUUUAGCAACAAAAUAACUAAAUUAGUUUCUAAUAGAAAACCAUUAGGAUUUAAUGUGCAAGGCGAUUGGGAGAUUAGUGGUGUGAAUAAAGCCAUGCGAUUGAAUAAAUACCGUCAUGAUGAACAUUUUGCACCUCAUAAAGAUGCACAAUAUGCUCCAAGCGGAGAUGAACGAUCAUUAUUAAGUUUAAUAAUCUAUUUGAAUGACAAUUAUGAAAAAGGUGAGAUGAAGUUUUAUUUUCCCAAAGCAGCACCAAAAUUCAAUAUGAAAGGAUUAACAAUUGAGGGAGAAAUCCAAGCUUAUGGUGGAUUGGAAAAUGGAUAUGAAUGUGUGUCGAUUAAACCAAAGAAAGGUUAUGCUGUUCUUUUUACACAUAAUCUCUUACACGCGGCCAUGGCACCACAGAUGGAAAAUUCUCUCAAUUUAACGGAACGUAUCGUCUUGAGAACUGAUGUACUCGUACAGAGAAACGAAAAACCACUCGGAUUUGCCAUUUGCCCAGAAGAACAAGAAGAUUAUGUUGCUUGUCUGAAUUUGUUUCGUGAAGCUCAACAAAAUGAAUUGAAAACAUAUGAAAACUGUAGUGAAUUCGUUAAAACAAGUGAAAUCAGUGAAUUAUACGAACGUUCACUAUCGAUUCGAUAUAGUUAUCCACGACUACUCGAACAAAAAUCGAGAGCGCAAAUCAUCCAUCAAGAUGACAAAAAACCACUGAUUGACAAACUCCCUUCUGAGAUGUGGCUUCAUAUUUUCAAAUAUUUGCAUGAACAAGAUGUGCAACAUUUAAUAUUUGCAUUUCCACAGUUUCAGUUAUUGAAAAUUGCUUGGGAUGCUCAAAUGAGAAAAAAUUUCGAAAAAGAUGACCACCUUCAAAAAUUUAUUCCAACUAUUCAUACUAAAUAUGGUAGCCGAACUCUAUUUCGAUUUUCUGAUAAUGACUUUUUCUAUCAACAUAUCGAAGGAUGUUGUCGAGUGGUCGCCGUCUAUGCUUUCUUCCUAUUAGGACAUCGGGACGAUUCAACGACGUACACUGUUCGAUAUGACAGAAAUACACAGGAAGUAUGUGAAGUCAAGAUGGAGAGAAUAUUGGCAGAUGCAUUUUACAAUCGUAAUUGUUAUGGUUCUCUCUAUCGAGUAGCACAAAAGGAUGAAUCAAAACGGCAGCCAAAGAUUGACUUAGAUUAUAGUGUUGAUCGUACCUAUAUGAUAAAUCGUCAUCAAUCUCAAUUUAUUGGACAAGAUCUUUUAUCACAAUUUCAUUUCAAAAUGCACAUUUCUGAUUCGUCGAAUUCUGAAAGAAGUGACUCUUAUGGUAGUGAUAAGUUAGAUAAAUCUUGCAUAUUGCACUAUCAGAGAAUUCAUGCUUUGUACGAUCGAGAGAAAAAGCUGGUAGAUGAAAAUUCAAUUAUUGAAGAAGAUAGUUAUGCUUGGAUGAAUAGGACAGAUUGUUCAAGAGAUGAUAUUAUGGGUUAUUGUCAAAAUUUAUUAAGACAGACAGAGCAAAAAUCGGGCACAAGUCUCUUACGAAUUUUAUUAGCGGAAGAUCAUGUCAUCAAUAGAAUAUGUCGCUGCUCAGUAGGUAUUCAUUCAGAUAUGAACGAAGUUGAAAAUUUGAUUGUCUACUAUAAUCAUCUUAUAUUCGAUUUUGAUACACAUCGAUUGGCUGUUGAACAGCUGUCAGAUGGGAAAUCAAAUUCUACUGAUCGUGAUUCGCUUUUAUACAGUUGCCUUAGAACCCUUCAACGUUCAGUACCACGAGGAAAUCCUAUUACAUACUAUCGUGUUAAUAUUGAAAAAUUGGCAGAGGUAACAAAAGGAUUCAAUCAUGCAUCCUGUCAAUGUUCGUAUCCAGAAGUUAAAAUCGAUCAAUUUUCAUUUCUCGAUUAUACAUAUUUGUCACAUGUACACUUAGCUGUUGGUCAAAACAAAAAUUAUGUGUUUGUUUUAGCCACUUAUGGUGGCGUUGCUGCAUUGUAG
This is a messenger RNA of Rotaria sordida, 2283 nucleotides long. Lineage: Eukaryota; Metazoa; Rotifera; Eurotatoria; Philodinida; Philodinidae. The record is from the annotation of a GenBank genome assembly.